UAAUGAUUAAACUUUUAAGCAGAUUUGCAUUCAAUACAAUAAAAGUAUAUCUUUCAAAUAUCCCCAAGCAACCUUCCGUAGCAGUGUUCAAUACCAAAAAAUAUGACGUAGACUACUUAACAAAAGUCAACACAAGUCUCCCAGAAGAAAAACAAGUCAAAUUAUCAUUUUUUGCAGAACAAUUAAAUGAAAAUAGUGCUAGACUUGCACAUGAAUGCGACACUGUUUGGUUAGUACUUCUCCUUAAUAUCCCUAACUAGUUGUUUUGUAAAUGACAAGGUCUCUGCCCAAGUCUUAAGAAAGCUAUCCUCACAAGGAGUGAAUCUGGUGGCUCUAAGAUGCGCCGGAUUCAAUAAUGUAGACCUAAAAGAAGCAGACAAACUCGGAAUCAAUGUUGUGAGAGUCCCAGCCUAUUCUCCAGAGGCAGUUGCAGAAUUUUCCAUGGCUCUCCUUUUGUCUCUCAAUAGGAAGAUUCAUAAAGCAUACAACAGAACAAGGGAUCACAAUUUUGCUUUGGACGGACUCGUUGGAUCGAACUUACAUGGGAAAACCAUCGGGCUGAUUGGUCUGGGAAAAAUAGGAAUUUGCUUUGCCAAAAUUUGUAGAGGGUUCGGGAUGAAUGUUGUUGCUUACGAUCCCCAUAGAGAUCCAAAACUGGCUGAAUCCUUGGGAUUUACAUAUGUUGAUGAAAGCGAUAUCUUUUACUAAAGUGAUUACAUCUCCUUACAUUGUCCAUUGACACCUUAAACCAGACACAUUAUCAAUGAUCAUUCAAUAACGAAGAUGAAGGAAAAUGUAAUGAUUAUAAACACUGGAAGAGGAGCUCUGAUUGAAACCAAAGCAGUUGUUAACGCAUUGAAAAAGAAAAAAAUCGGAGGCUUAGCAAUAGGUAUAAAUUUAAAUUAUUAUUUAGAUGUUUACGAAUAAGAAGAAAAAUUAUUCUUUAAAGAUGUAAGUCAGGAAGUAUUGACCGAUGAUGUCUUAGCCAGAUUGCUCUCAUUCCCCAAUGUCAUUAUCACUGGACAUCAAGCCUUUUUCACUCACGAGGCUCUGAUGAACAUCAGCCAAACAACCCUAAAUAACAUAUACGAAUUCAAAAUCAAAGGAUCCUGUGUAAAUUAAGUCCACCCAUAAUGAGAUAUUACAUAAAUAUUAUAUUAAACGAUAUUC
Molecule: messenger RNA, 1170 nt
Organism: Paramecium octaurelia
Lineage: Eukaryota; Ciliophora; Oligohymenophorea; Peniculida; Parameciidae
Source: the annotation of a GenBank genome assembly